This is a messenger RNA of Tigriopus californicus, 1410 nucleotides long. Its product is annotated as cuticle protein-like. Gene Ontology annotation, cellular component: extracellular matrix. The coding region runs from base 254 to 1144 and encodes 296 amino acids. The transcript has 3 exons. The record is from RefSeq and is a predicted model, not a curated record. Lineage: Eukaryota; Metazoa; Arthropoda; Copepoda; Harpacticoida; Harpacticidae.
UACUACCACUACCACCCUCGAAGCCAUCAUAUCUUUUGGGGAAGAUUCGGUGCGUGUAUGUACCGUGUUUGUCACGAGGGGUUUUGAAUUCGGAGCGGGAAAGACUUCUCAGUUGCAAUUUGGCUCUCGAGUGGGUGACUUGUCCCAUCCAUACUCUUUUUAAUACAUUGCUGUGAGUUAUUCAGUCAGUGACCCUAAGGAGAACCUCCCCUCUCGUUGAACUCAAUCUUUGAGGGCAUUAACAUUCAUCAAGAUGAAGGGUGUGCUAUUCUUGUUACUACUGAGCUCGAGUUGCCUUCAGGUGUGGGCUGGAUUCAAUUCCUACAGCUUUCAAAAGAAUGGAAACUACGAGUUCUCAUGGGCUGUCAACGAUGUACAUAGUGGCAAUGAUUAUGGGCAUUCCGAGAAACGCAAAGGAUACGAUACCGCCGGACAGUACCAUGUCCUUUUGCCCGACGGCCGAACUCAAACCGUUCAGUACAGUGUCGAUCCGUACAGUGGAUUUCAAGCUCGAGUGAUUUACGACGGCAAACCCCAAGAGCAACCCUUUAUCCCAUCUUCGCGUCCAGAGUCCUCUGGGGCCUUGACCUACUCCCCUUACAGACCCUCCCCCGCGCCCUCGGCCCAACAAAGCUAUGCCUAUGUACCACCUCCAAGAUCUUUCGCCCAAGCCCCUCAAGCUCAGCGUGUCCUGAAACCCGUGUUUAGGCCAACCCAGAGCCCCCGAGUUUACUCCGCAAGAACCCUUGCCCCGUACAAAUAUCGCCAAGCCAAGACCUUUGAGUCCGCUUACAAUCCAGUCACUCCGUCUUCGGUCGUUUCACGUCUCCCUGCCGCUGCACCCACUGCUGCUCCAUUUUCUGCCCGCAGACCUGUGUCUGCAUCUCGGUUCAACCAUCGGGCAAGACAAAAUGUGCUCGGACAUAAGAAGGAAGCAUCUGCUGGCAACAAAGCUCAUGGCCAUGGGAACGAUUCCCGAGAGAGAACUAUUGAAGAAAUGAAGAAAGACGACCCUUACCUGCGAACGGAGGACGAGCUGCAAGGCCGGGAUUUUGAUCAGCCUUUCUUCUACCCAAGAGACAAAAACCUGUUGACCCCGGGGAAGAAAAUAAAGGAUACGAGUCAUGACCAUGACAGGUAUUAAAAGGGUUGAGUCUUUCAGUCACUUUCUUGCCAUAUUUCAACUCAUCAAAAGGCACCUUGCAAAACACCUUUUGGAUUUGGAGCAAGAAUGGAAAUAUGCCCAAACUUCAUAAUCAAUAUUUUUUGUUGUUAAACCGGUCUCAGUGCCUUCUUUCGCUCGUAUUUAUUCAUUCUCCCGAGAGAAUAAUUUAAAACCCUCGACUAUUUAUUCAGGUAACUUCUCGUCUUUCCAUGUUGUAAUAAAUCUUGUAUAUUUUCUUUCUCAAA